Molecule: messenger RNA, 1176 nt
Organism: Halichondria panicea
Lineage: Eukaryota; Metazoa; Porifera; Demospongiae; Suberitida; Halichondriidae
Exons: 1
Coding region: 1-1176 (391 amino acids)
Biological process (GO): DNA integration
Molecular function (GO): nucleic acid binding
Source: RefSeq, a predicted model, not a curated record
AUGUGGGGAAUUCGCACAAUCAUUCCACAGAACCUGCAUGCAAAGACCCUUCGUGCUCUCCAUGAGAACCACCCUGGAAUGUCCCGAAUGAAGGCUAUUGCCCGCAGUUACGUGUGGUGGAGUGGACUCGAUAAAGACAUCGAAAACCAAGCAAAAGCGUGCCUAUCGUGCCAGGAACAAGCCUCUAAACCUGCAGUAGCACCACUCCAUCCUUGGGUUUGGCCAAACAGCCCAUGGAAAAGGAUCCAUAUUGACUACGCUGGUCCAUUCUUGAACAAAAUGUUUCUAGUGGUUGUAGACGCUCAUUCCAAGUGGCCAGAAGUGAUUCAGAUGUCUUCCACUACGUCUCAAAACACGAUCGAGGCACUGCAAGCACUAUUUGCUCGGUAUGGACUACCAGAACAGAUUGUUUCCGACAAUGGUGCACAAUUCACAUCCCAAGAAUUUAGCGAUUUUGUUCAAGCCAAUGGCAUAAGACACAUACGAAGUGCUCCAUACCAUCCCUCCACGAACGGCCAAGCUGAACGAUUUGUACAAACGUUCAAAAGAGCCAUGAAAGCUGGAGAGAGAGAAGGACUGAGUUUGAAAACAAGAUUGGCUCAGUUUUUACUGUCAUACCGCUCAACUCCACAUGCUACCACUAACGUCUCACCGAGUGAACUGUUCCUUCAAAGAAAAGUACGUACACGAUUCGAUCUCCUCAAACCAAACACAGAGGGAAACGUAUCUGACAAGCAGAUGAAACAGAAACAGCAACAUGACAAACAUGCUAAACCAAGGACGUUCUCUGUUGGUCAACAAGUAAUGCUCAAACUUUUCCGAACAAACGGUACAUGGCUUCCAGGAAGCAUUGUACAACAGACAGGACCAGUAUCUUACAAAGUGGAAAUUGGUGAUGGCAGGAUACUACGUCGACAUAUCGACCACAUACGUGAUAGAACUCAUUCUCUUUCCACCACCGAGUCGUCACAAGACGAUAUAACAAAUCCAAACGAUUUCGACGAUACGGCAGCUCACAAGGAUUUGCAAGAUUUUGAAGUUUCCCCUGAUCAGUCAACUGAUCCGUCUCCGACCCCACCUGAUGAGUCACCCUCGACUGGUGCAUUAACAGCUCGACAAUAUCCGCAAAGAAAUCGCAACAGGCCUGAUCGAUAUGGUGGGUACACUAACAUUUAA